Oenanthe melanoleuca is the source of this 5293-nucleotide messenger RNA. RefSeq names its product regulator of G protein signaling like 1 (gene RGSL1). The coding region runs from base 26 to 3613 and encodes 1195 amino acids. Lineage: Eukaryota; Metazoa; Chordata; Aves; Passeriformes; Muscicapidae. The transcript has 20 exons. The record is from RefSeq and is a predicted model, not a curated record.
AGCACCGGAACACUGCACCAUCACGAUGACUGCUGCAUCCAUAGCCUCCACAGACAUGAGGCUUCUGCUGCAAGAUGAUGUUUUUGCUGACUUCUUCAACACCUUUCUGAACCUUCCUGUUUUUGGCCAGACACCCCUUUACAUCAGUGGCAUGGGCCAGUGGUAUCUGUGGCCGGAGCUGCCGAGAUUCCUGGAUCCCAGCCCCGCGGCUUUACUGGCUUGGUUGGAAAAGCACCGGCUGCCUCACUUCUGCAAAUCCAGCCUGUGCCUCCACCUCGUCCUCUGCCAGAAGCUGCUGGGUUUCAUUCGCUCGGGGGAAGCAGCAGAGCUCCUGAACUGGCAGAGCGCUGACCAGUGGCUGCUGGAGAGGUGCAUCAGUGGGAGCCACGGCAUGCGGCACUUCUGCGCCUUCAUCCGCGGAACAGCAGGGGAAGAACUGAUCGACUUCUGGCUCAUCACUGAAAGGCUCCUGGGCCUGGAUGAGUCAGAUGGGAGUCAGAGGGACCUGUUCUUGUCCCUGAUCCACAGGCUGAGAGCCACUCACCUGCGUGAAGGCUCCAGCGUGGUCACCCUCUGCACCACCAUCGCUGGAUCUCUGCCGAAAGCCAGGCACAUCCAGUCCAUCAGCACCAGGAGGGACAUCCUGAGCAAGAUGCAGGAACAGGCCCUCUUUAUCAUUCAGAGUUACUGGCUCCCUAAAUUCUUCGUGCACUGCAAAACAGGAGUGGAGGAAGAGGAAUCGUGCCAGCCUUUGCUCCAGGAAUAUCAGGAACGUUUAUCACGGGCCAGCUGGCAGGAGCCCCCAGGCCUUUCAGAGCCCCUCCCCAGGAUGCACAUCCAAAGGAGUCAGGGUGUGUCAGGGCCCUACUGCAGCUGGAGGGCCAAAGCAGAGGUCUGGGCUCAACCCAGUGCAGAGCAGGAUCUAGAAAACCUCUGUAAGGAGAAAAUCCUCUCUGACCGGCUUCCCUCUGCAUCCCUUGGCCGGCUGCGAUCCCUGAAAAAGCGAGUCAAGACCCUGGAUUUCCUUCCCUGGGCGCUGAGUGCUGAUGCCUGUGCAGGACGACCCUUCAGAGAAUUCCUGCAGCGCCGGAACCGGCCCAUGGAGACUCAUCUCCUGGACCUGUGGCACGACCUGGAGGAGUUUCUGCCCGUGGUGCUGGACUCCAACAGGGAAAACAGCUUCUUCCUGCGCCAUUUGAUUGGGGAAAAGAUCUGCAAGACAUACCUGGAGGAGGGCAGCAUUGAGAAGCUUCCCGUGGAGACCAGGACUCUCGUGAGUUUGUGGAACCAUCUGAUAUGUGGAGAAUUCUCCCCCUGGAUAUUCAGAGCCCAGAUGGAGAUUUGCAAGGUGCUCUGCAGCGUCUAUGAGGAAUUCCUGGCCGACGACGACAGGACGUUCCUCCAGUUCAUGGCUCCAGGGAUAGAUGUCUCCAUACUCGAGAUGCUGGGUUAUGCUGCUGGCAGAGGACAGUAUUUCCACCUGUUCCAGAGGAUGAACCAGUCCCUGAAGCUGAGCCAGGCCUUGCUUAGCACCAGCAGCUUGGAGGGGGUCUCCUCCAAGCUCUGGCAAUUGCUUGCUGUUCGGGACCUCCAGAAAGGGGGUUCCAUCCAGGCAGAGCUGGAACUGCUCCUGGGCAGUGCUGAAUUGCAAAGGAUGAUGGCAGGUGAGCUGGCUGUGGAUAGCCCAGGCAAAGAAGAGGAGCUCCUGCAGCUCAUGAAUGCAGCACUUGCUGUUGCAUCUGAGAGGAUUGCUAGAGAGAAUGCUGCUGCUGCUGCAAGGAAGAGGGCAUCUAGAAAACGCAGUUUUGAGGAGGAUGACGAGGAGGAAGGACCUCCAAAGAAGAAGCAGAAGAAGGCAGAGAAGCAGACACAGCAGCAGGAGGAUUUGUUGCUCUGGAGCAAAAAGUCCAAGUCCAGGCGUCGUCAGCAUGGGCAGGAAGGGAGAGAGGGCAAAGAGACACAGGCACAGAGGAUGGUAAGGAAAGAGCCUGUGUGCUGGCAGGCUGAGGGUAUUUGCCAGGCAAGAAAGAGAGGAGGUGCUGUGAGACAAGGGAUGUCACAUAAAUGGAGUGAGGGGGUCACACCUGGGGAGCUGCAGGAAGGCAGCAGGGAAAGGCUCCCUCCUACAGGCUCUGGAGUCCUGCUCCACACAGACUCCACCACAUCAGAAACUGAGAAAUACUGGGUCCCAAAUCCCACUGCCAAGGCUGCUCCAGCUCUCAGGGUGGGGUCAGACAGCAGGGCUGAGCCCCAGUGCUGCAGCUCCCUGGCUGAUGCCAGCUGUGCUGUGUUUCUGCAGGAAUGGGCCUGGGAUGCCAUCCGGGAGCUUGUCAGGAGCUUCUGCAAGUUCCGGAGGGAGAUGAAAAAUCAGAAAUGCCGUGCAGAAUUUGAGGAGUUUCUCCGUCAGGAGCGAAUAAACGAGCGGGAAAACUUGCCUGUGAAGGAGAAGAAGAAGAGUCCUGCGAAGAGCCCCGCCAAGGGCAAAGCGCAGCAGGAGAAGGUGACGCUGGUAAAGCGCCGCAUCUUGGACAAACAGCUCAUCGUUGUCAACUUCCUCGUCAAUGACCUCCGCUUUUACCUGGAGAUGGACAAGUUUUCCAAGCUGGCUGAGUGCAAGGACGCUGUGGCACCCCGCAACGCACCAUCAGAAAAGAAAGUUGCCUUCCUCAGAAAGAAACAUGACAUGAUCAGCAAACUUUUCCUGGACUCUGAUAUCCCCCCCAAGCUGCGGGUCAACAUCUCUGAGAAAGAGAGGGAUUCAAUCUGUCGUUUACCUUCCAAGAAGCCGCUGACCCGGGCUGUAUACCACAGUGCCAAGGUCACCCUCUUCCCCAUCCUGAUGUACUUCUGGAGAAGGUUCUGCAUCUGGAAGGUGAUGAGAAGCUACCAAAAGACCCGUGAGGACAAGAGCUUUGGGCUCACUAAGGGGGACAAGAAAUCCCGGCUCCAAAAGGGAGAGAGGAGCUCUCAAGAGCCCAAACGGGGCAAGGGCCACAAGGAGGGAAAGGUUUCAGCCUCUUCACGUCCUGAAAAAACCCCCUCCAAAGCACCUGAGAUCCUGGAUCUCACGACAGUGCUGGCUAUUGUCCUUGCUGAACGUUACGCUCCAGGUAAAAGGCCUGUCCUCACCUUCAAGCUGUCAGAGGGCGUGGAGCUGCUGGAGCCAUGGUCCCGGAGGAAAUCCAAGCCUUCAGAGGAGCUGAAGGAUCUGGAUCCCAGUGAGGAGAAGAGGCCCUCAGUCAGUGAGCCUGCCCCUCAGGAUGGGGAUCCCAGAGAGAAGAGACCCUCACUCAGCGAGCCUGCCCCUCAGGAUGGGGAUCCCAGAGAGAAGAGACCCUCACUCAGCAAGCCUGCCCCUCAUGGAGAUCCCAGAGAGAAGAGACCCUCACUCAGCGAGCCUGCCCCUCAGGAUGGGGAUCCCAGAGAGAAGAGACCCUCACUCAGCGAGCCUGCUCCUCAGGAUGGGGAUCCCAGAGAGAAGAGACCCUCACUCAGCAAGCCUGCCCCUCAGGAUGGGGAUCCCAGAGAGAAGAGACCCUCACUCAGCAAGCCUGCUCCUCAGGAUGGGGAGAGGGUCCCACAGGAACUAAAGGAAGCUCAACCCUCCCCUUAGCAGCUCUCCCAAAACACCACUGACACAGGAAUCCAAGGAAGUGAUCCAAGUGAAGCUGAGCAGCCUGGACACAGGGAAUCAUUUGCACUCAGCAAUGAGACCUAAAAAUAAAGCACCUCACAGCAUCCUGCAGCUUACCUGGUGACAGCCCAGCAGCUCCCAGCUCCCAGCUGGCAGGGAUGUGCUGUGACACAUGUUUCCAGCUGGAACACCAUACAAAGCUCCUUCCUCACAUGGAUCUGUCAAAUGCACCUCAGCUCCUCACCUUUCCACACAAAUUAGAUACUUGCUGGGGGUAGCAAGGCUGAGAGAGCCUGGUGGCUUCACUUACUCAGCUGGGUGCUGAGGUGGUGCCUGUUUUGCCAAAGCCCUUCUGAUUUUCCAGCAGAAAUCAGCUCAUACCUGACUGGGGCUUCAGCAUGCUUUUUUUUUGGUGAGGUUUGGGAUUUUUAUUGUAUUUUUUUGAGUCAGUGGUGUUUACAAAGCACUAACCAAAUCUUAGCAAGGGCUUUAAUUUUCCCCAGGUGGAACUGAGUCAAAGUGCCAAGUCACCAGGAAGCUGCAGAAAUCACAAAUAUUCCUUGGACCCUGUGAAGAAAAGACCAUAAUCUUUAUCAGUUUGUCAGAGGCAAGCUCUCAGCUUUGUCAUUUUGAGCUUUUUUUAACAACUUUUUAAUCCCAGAUCCUAGAAGAAUGCAUCCUGGGAAUAACACCAGGUACAUUUUGAGGCAGAUGACAACAUGUUUCAUAUUUAUCAGUUAUGAUUAUCAACACUUUGCCUCUGGAGGAUCAAAAAUACCCAAACCCAAGAACAUUUAUUUAACUGAAGGGCUUGGGAAGCUGAUACCAUUCCUACAACAUGAAAUGUGACCAACUCUCAGCACUGCUCCUGUGCUGGAAGUUGAAGCAGAGUGAUGGAAGAAGUGGCAAAGGUCAGAGAAAGGUGGAAAUGUGGCAUUUUACAGGAGGCUGGAGGAGCCCAGCCCAUGGCCUCACUUCUCUUCAUGCAAGAGCAGAAAUGUGGCACAGGGCACCCCACAGCCCCCUGCUGCCCCCACUGCAUCUCUGGGUGUCCUCCUGCCUUCUGGGCAUGAGAAAGGCACAGUGAGCAAGAAAAAAAAAAACAAAAAGAGCAAGGAGGAAAGGUAAAAAAAACCAAAAAUGUUGGUGCAAGAGGAGCCAGUGUUCUCCUGGUUGCGUUUUCUCAUCAACAGUUGUGUAGUCAAACUUUCAUAAUGUAUUUAAAAGGUUCCCAGGUCCCUCAGAAGGAUCUUUGCUUCGAGGCAGGACCACUGAUGCAGGUGGUGGUUUGACAGUGCUGCAGAACCUCUCUUCCUGUGCAGAGGGAAUGGGGAAACCUCAUUCCUAAAGGAGUGCAGAGUCAGUUUUCCAGUCAAGUUUAUUUCAAGUUUGUUUCUCCAUGGGGUCAUUGAAAGAAUUACAAUCCCAGUUUGGGGAAAAAUUAAAAAAACAACACACAAACCAACCUUUUCACAGCUGAAAAACAUUUCCAUAAGCAACAUAUAAUCACAGUGCAAAUCAGAGCAUCCAAAGCUCGUGGUUGUUACACCAAACUCUUUGGAAUCUUUCCUAAUUUAAGUCCUCCAUAAUCUGUCCCUGCAUGUGCUUUAUCCCAUCUCCUUACCCACAUCUUCAGCUCUUUUGCAGGUGAAUAAAUAA